GGCAGCAUACGCGUCGUCGAAGGAAUCCCAGUGGGCUGCACUCAAAAUGAUAAUGCCGAGCGAGCAGCAGACUGUCUGGCCAAACUGGGCUCGACGGUUCCAUGCACAACAACGACAUACCCAGUCAGCCGUCUCAUCUUCAACCUUCAUUCGGACACCAUCGACGGUAACUGUCGCAGUUUGAGAGAGCGAACAGGCGUCGAUCAUCGCUUGGAACGACUUCCAAGCGGUCCAAUCAACAAAACUCCGCUCUACACGGUGAUCACGGGUGUUAACACCAACAAAAUUCUUCGAAAUGUUGGAUGCGGACAAUCAUAUACGGCUGCAGAAUUGCCCGCAAAUAAGCCAAAGAACAGGGCUACUCUUCGAGGCGGGAAUUCAUCGCCGCACAGGGGCCGUUACCGACAACCAGAGACGCGGCUCAGUGACCUUUUGGCAGUCAAGAAAAUGGCGUGGGAGCAGUACUGCCCGGCAAUUAUUGCCUUAACGAAGUGUGUGGAGAAAGGGCGUGAUAAAUGCCAUCAAUACUGGCCUGAUGUUGAACAUUCGAGCGUCGUUUACUCGGAUAUCGAAGGUAAACAGAUUUCAGGACUCGAAUCCGAUACCAAUCGCAAAAUCCCCCUGUUUAGCUCUGCUCUGAAUGUUCCGCUCAAGGCUCGCCGACUCUCUGCCUUGAACAAGCCGACCAUCGUUCACUGCAGUAAAACAAUUUUAAAUUCAGUGCUGGAGUCGGAAGGUCGGGUACAUUCAUUGCAAUCGAUCGUCUUCUGCAAACAAUACAAAUUGAUCGGCCCAUCGACGUCUUUGGAAUUGUGCACGAAAUGCGAUACGAACGGUGUCACAUGUCCCAGCAAUGAACAGCAGUACAUCUUCAUCCAUCACUGUAUCCUUCAUGCCAUCGAGUCCAUCGCCUCUGAACGCUCAGGAAUGACAACCGAACUGCAUCAGAAUCCGGUAUUCGAGGACGAUGACACUAUUGCCGAGUCUGAUUUCUAG
Messenger RNA from Ostertagia ostertagi, 996 nucleotides. Lineage: Eukaryota; Metazoa; Nematoda; Chromadorea; Rhabditida; Trichostrongylidae. The record is from the annotation of a GenBank genome assembly.